AAUGCAGCUGGCUUUACGACGCUCCAUCCAUCAAGCCGCGCUGCAAAGGCAGAGAGAGCAGAGUCCAGGUGGCUUCAAGGAUGAUUUACGUCCAUACACUGUUGCGCCUCGCAGAAUAUUCGGGAUGAAAAUGACACAAGCAACUUCAGUUUCCACUUUUUUGUAGAAAAAAAAAAAAUACAUUUUCGGAUUUUACUACUCCUCAUCGUGCGGUGUAGCCUAUUACAUUUUGUAUUCAACUAAAAGCGGAGAAGUUGGACGUCAUCUUCUAAGGGUGAAUAUCUUUGACCUCAGACCAUGGCCUACACUCUGGGCUCGGCCACCGACGGCCAGACGCGCAGUGUUGCACCUCAGCACUGCGUCACUCGGGUGGAGCUGUCUGUCACUGCAUCCAGCCUGCUGGACCGAGAUGUAGCCUCCAAGUCGGACCCGUUCUGUGUUCUCUUCCAUGAGGUGGAGGGUAACUGGGUGGAGAUCUGCCGCACUGAGACCGCUGUGAACAACUUGAACCCAGUGUUUGGAAAGAAGUUUCAGGUGGACUAUCACUUUGAGGAGAUCCAGAAGCUUCGCUUUGCCAUGUUCGAUGAAGACAAGUGUGCCACACAGCUCUAUGAACAUGACUUCCUGGGAGAAUUCAUUUGUACACUGGGAGUGAUUGUGUCCAAUAAGAAACUUCACAGACCGUUGAUCUUGGCCAAUGGGAAGCCAGCUGGCAAGGGAACCAUUAUGAUAACGGCUCAGGAGCUGUCUGACAACAGAAUCAUCACUUUGACCUUGAGUGGGCGAAAACUGGAUAAGAAGGACUUCUUUGGGAAGUCGGACCCCUACCUUGAGUUUCACAAGCAGGGAGAAGACAGCAAAUGGAUGCUGGUGCACAGGACAGAGGUCAUAAAGAACACUUUAGAUCCAUCUUGGAAACCCUUUACUGUGCCACUCAUUUCUCUAUGCAAUGGCGACGUGGACAGGAACAUCAAGGUCCUGUGUUACGACUAUGAUAAUGAUGGAGGCCACGACUUCAUAGGAGAGUUUCAAACCACGGUUGCCAAGAUGAGUGAGGCCCAGAACUCAGUGGAGGUUGAGUUUGACUGCAUCAACCCCAAGAAACAGAAGAAAAAGAAGAACUAUAAAAACUCUGGAGUUAUUAUUAUAAAGUCAUGUAAGGUAACAAGAGACUACACCUUUCUGGAUUACAUACUGGGCGGCUGCCAGCUCAUGUUUACAGUCGGUAUAGACUUCACAGCAUCCAAUGGGAACCCUCGAGAGCCAUCCUCCCUCCACUACAUCAACCCACUGGGCAGCAACGAGUAUCUGGCUGCCAUUUUAGCUGUGGGACAAAUCAUACAGGACUAUGAUACCGACAAAAUGUUUCCUGCCCUGGGAUUUGGAGCUCAACUCCCACCAGACUGGAAGGUGUCACACGAAUUUGCAAUCAACUUUAACCCCACCAACCCCUUCUGUUCAGGUGUAGAGGGUAUUGCCCAGGCCUACUCUGCUUGCCUCCCUCACAUUCGCUUCUACGGCCCGACAAACUUUGCUCCGAUCAUCAACCAUGUAGCACGUUUCGCUGCCCAGGCGCUCCAACAAGAGAAAGCAGCGCAGUACUUCACUCUCCUGAUCAUAACAGAUGGAGUCAUCAGCGAUAUGGACGAGACGCGUGACGCCAUCGUACAGGCUUCAAAGCUACCCAUGUCCAUCAUCAUCAUCGGGGUGGGCAAUGCUGACUUUGCCGCCAUGGAGUUCUUGGAUGGUGACGCCAGCGUUUUGAGGUCCAACUCAGGAGAGGAGGCUGUCCGGGACAUCGUGCAGUUUGUUCCUUUCCGGGAUUUCCGCAAUGCACCCAAGGAGACCCUCGCCAAGUCAGUCCUGGCCGAGCUGCCUCAGCAGGUCACACAGUAUUUUAAACAGCGAAAUCUACCUCCCAGAAACACAGCAUCAGAGUGAGACGCCCAGUGGAAGAAGAAGAAGAAGAAGAGAGCCCAGUCGCUGUGCUAUUGAUUGAUUGUUUCUUCUCAUUGGCAGCAAACUAUACGAAAAAAAGGGAGCAAACUAGCCGUGAACAAGAAUAUGUUGUAGUUACCAGACUCCUUUAAGACAUCCCUGCCAUUAAAUCAGUCAUUACUGGUUAGAGAAUGUGUGUUUCUUGUAUUGAGCAUACAGGUCUAUGAAGGUAUUGUGUUUAAAAUGAUUUAUAUCUAAAGUGAUGGCAGGUGUUGUCAAAUGAUAUAUUUAAAUAUGCAGGUAAAACAUUGGCCUUUUUUUUAGAUACAUUUAAAAAAAAAAUCUGGUUUUUAGAGUGUACUUGUAUUGCUUUUGCAUGUGUGUGUCUUGUGAUUGAUACCACGUGGUACAUACAAGUCUUUGGUGUGAAGUCUCCUCACUAAGCAGAACUUUUAGCAGUGGUUGAAUGCCCCCUUUGUUGUCAUACAGAUCCUUUUCAGGUAGCGGAUCUCGUGUGGUGAACUCACAGAUUGAGCCUGACUAGUGUACUUUGUCUUCGCCCCCUGCUGCAUUGUCAGCGGGGGAGGUUUUUUAAAAAUAUGUUGUUUUAAAAACCAGUAGUCCAACAGGGAGCUCUUUAUGUUCCACUUAGCUUCUUUGGUUCAAGAUGACAGAAUCAGGUGAGGAUGAGGAUGUAGUGGCGACCGUAGCACUAACACAAGAAACAUGUUGGAUACUGUGUGAACUCAUUCAGCCUUUGCUUGAUAUUGCAAAUCCAUCCAUUCAUCCAUCCAUUAUCUAUGCCGCUUAUCCCGUUCAGGGUUACAGACGUUGAUCCCAGCUGCAAAUCCUUUGACUAUUAUUGACUUUGGUCUAUCCUGCAUGUUGCCAAUAUGUACUUACUGUUUACAAGCUGAUGCUAACGAUCACAAAGGCAUGACUUUUGUUUUCCCUCCAGUGUGAUAUUUGUCAGAUUUUGUAAAUAUUUUAAAGAGAUUCUAUCUAAGGGGGUCCUGUUAGAGCUAUGUGGCACAGAGAGGGAUGUUGGAGUUUUUAAACGUGGAAUCACGUAGAAGAGGAGUUUCUGAUACACAGAUAUCUCAAAUGUAUAUUUAUAUGAUGCUGUUCAUGUUCUGAUAAGCCAAUGUUCGGACAUGUUUUUAAUGUACUUUUUAUGCAGUGCUGAACUGUGUUCUUUAACUAUUAUUAUGUGUAUUACUGUGCAUCUUUGUACUUCAUGUAUUGCUAUUGAUUUUAUAAAGUUGUAUCUCUGUCCACACUCAGGUUAAUAAACUGAAGGAAAUGUCA
This is a messenger RNA of Labrus mixtus (cuckoo wrasse), 3246 nucleotides long. RefSeq names its product copine II (gene cpne2). The record is from RefSeq and is a predicted model, not a curated record. Bases 298 to 1941 code for a protein of 547 amino acids. Gene Ontology annotation, cellular component: plasma membrane. Gene Ontology annotation, molecular function: calcium-dependent phospholipid binding. Gene Ontology annotation, biological process: cellular response to calcium ion. The transcript has 16 exons. Lineage: Eukaryota; Metazoa; Chordata; Actinopteri; Labriformes; Labridae.